Messenger RNA from Polistes canadensis, 774 nucleotides. RefSeq lists its product as uncharacterized. The transcript has a single exon. NCBI's taxonomy places the organism in Eukaryota, Metazoa, Arthropoda, Insecta, Hymenoptera, Vespidae. Bases 1 to 774 code for a protein of 257 amino acids. The record is from RefSeq and is a predicted model, not a curated record.
AUGUCUCUAUUGAAAAAUUUAUUUCAUAGAGGCCACACAUUGUGUACUGACAACUGRUACACCAGUAUCGAUUUAGCGAAUCGUCUAAUAGAAAAAAACACACAUUUGAUUGGAACACUUCGAACAAAUCGUAGGGAAAACGAAAAUGAUGUGAUAAGAACUAAUUUGAACCGUGGAGAACUUAUAGCUAAAGAAAAUAAUCAGGGUAUUACAGUGUUGAAAUGGAAAGACAAAAGAGAUGUUUUGGUCCUGUCCACAAAACAUUCCAGUGAAAUGAUAAACGGAAAAACAAAACGCGGAUUUUGCUAUAAACCACAAAUUAUAGCUGAAUAUAAUACAGCAAAAACAUCCAUUGAUUUAUCAGAUCAAAUGAGUGCGCAUAGCAGUCCCUUGAGGAAAAUACUCAAAUGGUAUAAAAAGUUAGCCUUGGAGUUAUGUUUGAACACCGCUGUGAUCAAUUCGCACUUUGUCUUCCAAGAAGUAACAGGACAAAAAAUAUCAGUUACGGAAUUUCGGAGACAAUUGGUGAAUAGACUGACACAGCGAGAAGAUGAAAAAAUUCCGCAUCGCGAAGGAAAAAUUCUUCAUAAAUUGCAGAAAAAGGAAGGAAGCGUCCAUACAGUUCGAAAAUAUUCUUCUGGUUGUUAUGCUGACAAUUCAAAAUUAUGUAGGCGCAAGAAAGCCAAAAAUACAACAAAAAAAGUUGUUACAUUUUGUUACGUGUGUAAAUACCAGCCAUACGUUUGCUUAGAAUGCUUUAAUAAAGCUCAUUAA